Heterotrigona itama is the source of this 912-nucleotide messenger RNA. NCBI's taxonomy places the organism in Eukaryota, Metazoa, Arthropoda, Insecta, Hymenoptera, Apidae. The record is from the annotation of a GenBank genome assembly.
AUGCAGUCCAUUUAUUGGACCGGGAGGCUGCUGUCUCGGGCGAUAUGGAAUGGCAUAUCAAAUUAUACAGCAUGCGCCGAUCCUAACGUGAACAAACGUCGCGAGGCAUCGUUUAUUUCGGCUGUGUGUGGUUUUCCAAAAGAUUUCGCGCGAGGACGUAUACGUAAAGGACAAUUCGGUGAUGACGCAUGGUUCAGUGCCAAAUUCAAAACUGUCGAAGUAAUAGGUGUAGCAGAUGGUGUAGGUGGAUGGAGGCAUUAUGGAAUCGAUCCGGGAGAGUUUUCUAGUUUUCUUAUGAGAACUUGUGAAAGACUGGUUUCUAUGGGCAGGUUCACACCUUCUGAACCAGCUGGAUUACUAGCACGUAGUUACUAUGAAUUACUAGAAAGUAAACAACCCAUAUUAGAAAAUAGAAAACUAUGUUCUGGUAAUAGUAGUAGUUAUGUGGUUGUUUCAGGUAGCAGUACGGCGUGUGUUAUAGUUCUCAAUAAAGAAACGAGCAGCAUUUAUGCAGCUAAUAUUGGUGAUAGUGGUUUUGUAGUUGUAAGAAAAGGAGAAGUAGUUCACCGUUCUUCCGAACAACAACACUACUUUAAUACUCCAUUUCAGUUAUCUCUCCCACCUCCAGGACAUUCUGGUCUUGUACUCAGCGACAGUCCAGAAUCUGCAGAUACUUCGAGUUUUGGAGUUGAGGAUGGUGAUGUAAUUCUUUUAGCAACAGACGGAGUAUUUGAUAAUGUGCCUGACCAAUUACUUAUUACUGAAAUGCGUAAAGUUCAAGGGGAAAGAGAUCCUACUAAGAUUCAAGGAGUUGCCAACUCAAUAGCCUGGAUGGCUCGUAGUUUAGCUUUCGAUGGCGCAUUCAUGUCUCCAUUUGCCCAAAGUGCUAGAGAAAAUGGAAUUGAUACUAUA